GAGAGAGAGAGUGCGCUUCAAGUGCAGCUUUCUGGGUUGGCAGCAGAGCGCGCGAAUAGAACGUGGCACGCGGAAUAUUGGCCAAAAUUACCGCGAACUCAAACAUCAGGAGACGCUCAGAGGGAAGCGAACGAGAACGGUCGACAACGCCUAUUUCUCUGAAAAGCUCAAUUUAUUCGGGUAGGAGCAGCCAUGCCAUUUGGCUGUUUGACUCUGGGAGAGAAGAAGGACUACAACAGUCCUUCAGAGGUCACUGAUAAGUAUGACCUGGGACAGGUAGUGAAAUCGGAGGAGUUUUGUGAAAUCUUCAGGGCGAAGGACAAGAACACACUGAAAAUGUACACCUGUAAAAAGUUCCUGAAGAAAGAUGGAAGAAAAGUACGAAAAGCAGCCAAAAAUGAGAUCCUCAUCUUGAAAAUGGUGAAGCAUCAUAACAUCCUCCAGCUGGUAGAUGUCUUUGAGACGAGAAAAGAGUACUUCCUCUUUCUGGAGCUGGCCACAGGAAGGGAGGUGUUCGAUUGGAUCUUAGACCAGGGCUACUACUCAGAGCGUGACACCAGCAAUGUGAUCCGGCAGGUGCUUGAGGCUGUGGCUUACCUGCACUCUCUUCACAUCGUUCACAGAAACCUAAAGCUGGAAAAUCUGGUCUACUACAACCGCCUGAAGAACUCUAAAAUUGUAAUCAGCGAUUUUCACCUGGCCAAACUAGAAAAUGGACUUAUCAAAGAGCCAUGUGGCACACCAGAGUACCUUGCUCCGGAGGUGGUUGGCAGACAGAGAUAUGGCAGACCAGUGGACUGCUGGGCCAUCGGGGUGAUCAUGUACAUCUUACUGUCAGGAAACCCACCUUUUUAUGACGAGACAGAAGAUGACGAUUAUGACAAUCAUGAUAAGAACCUGUUCCGGAAAAUUCUGUCAGGAGACUAUGAGUUUGACUCACCCUACUGGGAUGACAUCUCAGAUUCAGCAAAAAGCCUGGUUGCAUGUUUAAUGGAGGUAGAUCAGGACCAAAGACUCACCGCACAGGAAGCAAUCAAUCAUGAGUGGAUAUCUGGAAAUGCAGCCUCAGACAAGAACAUCAAAGAUGGUGUUUGUGCUCAGAUUGAGAAAAACUUUGCUAAAGCUAAAUGGAAGAAAGCUGUUCGUGUGACUACCAUGAUGAAGAGACUCAGAGCUCCAGAUCAGAGUGACUCUGGAGCUUCUAGCCCUGCAAUGGGAGCCUCAGGAGGACCUGUUACCCCCAGCACCACCCCUGUUCCCCUGGCUACUACACCAGUGCCUCCCCGCACCACCCUGGAUCACCCCGAGGCCCAGACGCAGGAGGCCUUGGCUCCAACACGGUGUAAUGGAGAGAUACUGACAUCCCAGCAGCGCAGUGGGGAGAAUAGGGAGGAAUAGAACGGCUGAUUACAUUCAGGCAAAUAUAGCGACAAAUAAAGCAGCACCUACACACUACAUAUAAAUUCAUAUUGAAAUCUAAUGGUGGAGAAAAGUUCAAUUGUGCUUAAAAGCUUGAUCGCCAUUUUCAUUUGUGCAAAAUGCUGUAACCUAGGAAGACUUUAAAAUGUAAAUCCCAGUCCCCAUAGUAGUCUUAUCUGUAUUUUCUUAAAUAGCUUUAUCAAAGAAAUUUUAUUUGUUACUUCUGAAGUUAUACUCCGAAAUUUACUUUCCAUGGUUAAUUAAAAACUGCCAUCUUUUUAAGGUUAUUUUACAAAAUAAGAUCCAUUACCCAGAUGAAGCUUAUUUAUGUAGUUCUUAGAUUUACUUUAAAGCAUUUCAUUAAAAAUAUAUGUGGUUAUAUUUAUAACAUGCUUAAUAUUUGCAAAUGAACAAAGGAACAUUAAAACAUUAACAAAAUAAACAUAAAAAAAAUACAGCCUCAAAAGAGGAAUUUUAAACCAUUAAAUUAUGACAAUGAACAAUCACAAACAAAAGAACAGAUAACACAGCUUGGUUGGACUGAAUGAUUAAAAUUCAUAUCAGUAUCAGUGUCAUAAUAUCGGCUAACCAGCAACUAAAACUGCUGCUGUACUUCAUUGAUGUACAAGUCAUUGUUUUUGUCAAUAUAUCAUCAUAUCAAUAUAAUAUUACUCAGUGUUUUUGUACUGCUGAAUCAUGUUUCUUUUUCUUUUGCUGUACAAUCUAACAAGAAAUUAUGUAGCUCUUUUUAUUCAAUCAGCCCUUAUAUCCAUAUUCUAAAGAGCACUGCAUUUUAUAUAGAAUACAUCUGGUUUCGUUGAGUCUAAAGGUUUCCAAACGUUCUGUUAAUGUGCAGUACAAACAAAGCAAUAUGAAUAUUGCUGUAAUACUGUGAAACUGCUAUACAGGUGAUAAAAUGUUCCUGCCAUACUUCAUACAGGUAGCCAAGCAAUUUGCUCUCGAUGGUUGUUUGUGUAAUCGGUCUUAUAGCUGUAUAUUAUGUUCAGUUAUUGUAUUCUGCCUAAAACCCAGACCUUAUUUUUACUGUCCAUGCGGCGAGAGAGGAACGGAAAUGUCCUUCAACUGCAAAUCCUGCUGUAGCUCAUGUCCAUUACGGCAGUUAUUUGUUGUUUAUUGUUUGUUUUUAUUGAUUGUCUUUGGCAUGGUCACGUGUUUAUUUUUAAGCAUUUGCUAAUUAUACUCCCCACUGUAUAUAGUUUCACUGAGUUUUAUCUGGUAGUACUAUCUCAGUAAUGUAAAAGGAACUAUACAGACGUACAUUUUGACCUCUGUGUGCAUUAGUCUGACCUUACCUUAAAACUAUAAUUUUCUCCCGUUUAGGCUCUGUAAACACUGAAAUAUAUUUUCUGAGAAAAGUUUUCAUAGAAGGCAGAGCAGAAAAUCAAGUAACUGUGCAAAUUCCGAGUAAAAUGUGUGAUUCAUCAUUUUCAUGUAUCAGCUCAGCCUAAUGUGUUUGUCACUGUUUGUGGCUUCUGUAUUUUGUUAUUCGAUAUGCAGAAUAAAUGUUUUUGGACAGUGUA
Puntigrus tetrazona (Sumatra barb) is the source of this 2960-nucleotide messenger RNA. RefSeq names its product CaM kinase-like vesicle-associated a (gene camkva). Gene Ontology annotation, biological process: peptidyl-serine phosphorylation. Gene Ontology annotation, molecular function: ATP binding; calmodulin binding; calcium/calmodulin-dependent protein kinase activity. The coding region runs from base 193 to 1398 and encodes 401 amino acids. Lineage: Eukaryota; Metazoa; Chordata; Actinopteri; Cypriniformes; Cyprinidae. The transcript is spliced from 11 exons. Gene Ontology annotation, cellular component: intracellular anatomical structure. The record is from RefSeq and is a predicted model, not a curated record.